UGAAAAGAACGGGAAGCGAGGAAGCAGAAAGGAAGGAGAGAAAGAAGGAACCAAAAAAAAACAACCCCUCCUCUCUUCACGAUUCCGAGUCAAAAGUUGUUACGCGGCCAGUUUCAAACCCUUUUAUACGUUGCCGCUCCCUGACCCCUCUCUCUGUUCCCUGCCUCAUCAGAUAGGUAGAGAAAUUCCUUCCUUAGCUCGAGGGCCAUGCCCAGUUCCUCCAUUCCAAAGAAAAGGAUGCCGCUUUAAACACCUGCUUUAAACCUCCAGUCCUGAUUGAUCCCGUAUAAGUACUUGCCUUACUCCGUGCGCGUUUCCGCCAUGGAAAGCGAGGGCAGGCCUUGUUCGAGAUAGAUACGGAGAAGAGAGGGAAAGGUUUUGGAUCGGACGAUGAGUAAGAAACGGAAUUAAUGGUGAGAGAGACCGGAACUAAGCAGUAUCUGUUGGUCUCCCUUCUGGUUGUGCCGGCUUCAACAGGGUCGUCAAGGUGUGGUGGUGCGCCCAGAAGAGCAGCCCCGCCGGAUAUGCUUCCGAGGGAGGAGGCGACGUCUGGAAGAUAAAGCUUCGAACCUGCUUACCGGCGACAUGGAAUCGAGGAGAUCGGAGCGGUUAGUGUUGCUGCUUUGCUUCUUUGCAGCCAUCACAUGCGCGCAAGCGCAGGCCCAAGCCACUCUACAAGGAUCCAAAAGCUCACCCCACAGUGGAGCAGCAGGUAAGGUUUUGUUGGAGACGGGUAAUAAUAGAUCGGAUAGCGACCUUUCGAGGAGAACGAGAAGAAUCGACCCUCUUGAUGGCUUAAGGAAGUAUGUGGGAGGGUAUAACAUCACAAACGAGCACUACUGGAGUUCAACCAUAUUUACAGGUAGAUUCGGAUAUAUCAUCGCGGCAUUAUGGGUUAUCGGUGGUAGUCUUUUUGCGGGGUUUCUUCUUGUUUCGAAGAUUUUCUUCGCCGAGAGGAAAGAAAGAUAUGGUGUCAUUGACAAUUUUCUUGACAAAUACCACAUUUUGUCUGUGAUAUGUCUCAUUCUUCUUGCAGCUUUUGCCAUAGUUGCAUCAUCAAUCGCACUUUACGGCGCUGUAAGAUUUCAUUCUAGAGCAGAGUCCAUCAAAGAGAUCGUUGGUAGAACUGCGUUUGAGGCGGCGGCGACGAUAUACAACAUUACAGGAGCCAUUGAGAGGAUGGAAAACACAUCGAGGCUAUACAGUAACAGCAGCAAAGCCUUCGAUCAUCUGAACUCCACAGUACAGACACUCAACUCUGAAGCCGUAGAGAUUCAGGAGAAGGCCGAGAAGAACAUGCGCUUGGCCAGCAAAGGCAUCAACACCCUGGAAGCUGUCACCAUUUCAACCGUGACGCUGAAUCUUGUCGCGGUUCUUGCAUUGCUAGUGGCAAGACCUCUAAGGCUACAUAAAUUGUACUACUUGUGCAUAGCCUUGUGCUGGGCACUGACAGCCCUCUUUUGGAUGUACUUUGGACUGUAUUACUUCUUCGACAAGUUUGCGGGCGACACGUGUGCGGCCCUCGAGGAGUACCAGCUGAACCCCAAGAACAGUACUUUGGGCACCAUCAUACCCUGCAGCGAGAAGCUGUACGGAGGCAUGAUCCUGCACAAUGUUAGUGCAGGAAUCCACGAGAUCAUAGACCAGGUGAAUUCCAACAUCUACUCGAUCAAGUCGCAGUACGGCGUGAAGCAGCUAGACUACAUCUGCAACCCGUUCACCGGGCCGCCGGAGUACAGGUACCGGCCGGAGAACUGCGCCUCCGGUGAAGCCACCAUCGGUGAUAUCCCUCAGAUCCUGAAGAGGCUGACCUGCUCGGUUCUGGGCGGCGGCGCCAACUGCGCGCCGGCCGAGCUCUCAUCGGCGAUCGACUACGACAUGGUGCAGACGUACACGAGCUCCAUCCAGAACGUGCUGGACAUCUUCCCGGGCACGGAGCGGCUGGUGAGCUGCGAGCUGGUGAAGGCCGGCUUCUCUGACAUCGUGGGCAACCAGUGCGCGCCGCUGCGGCGUGGCGCGCGCGCGACGUGGGCCUCCCUCGCAGCGCUGUCUUCGGUCAUGGCGCUGCUCGUGCUCGCCUCGGCGGCGCUCCGACGCCGCUACGCCGCCGACGACCGCCACUCGGUGAGGCAUCUCACCUCGUCGUCCAACUCGGAGACGUCGGAGACCGAGUUCGCCGAGAUGCACGCCAAGACAAUGCGAGUUAAGGUCGUCGGGCCGUGAUCGGGAGAGCGAGAUCAAAUUCUUUUUGCUGUGCUCUUUGCUCUUUGCAGGGGAGAAGUUGAGAGGCAGAGUAGUAUACAGCCGGCGGGAGAGACUGAUCCCGGAGAGAUCGUCCAUCGCCGGCGCGCCAUUGACGCGAAAUGUUUGGUUCCUUUUUGUGGGAGGUCUGGAGAAUCCAGCCAUACACCGUGCGCUUCGUAUAGGAGAGGAAGAUGAGAAAUUGGUUUAAUCAUGUAUAUGGUCGGCAAAAAUGAUGAUAAUUGUAUAAAAACUAAACAUAGUUCAUUUUA
This is a messenger RNA of Lolium perenne, 2513 nucleotides long. RefSeq lists its product as uncharacterized. Lineage: Eukaryota; Viridiplantae; Streptophyta; Magnoliopsida; Poales; Poaceae. The record is from RefSeq and is a predicted model, not a curated record. Gene Ontology annotation, cellular component: membrane.